This is a messenger RNA of Danio aesculapii, 2303 nucleotides long. Its product is annotated as phospholipid scramblase 1. NCBI's taxonomy places the organism in Eukaryota, Metazoa, Chordata, Actinopteri, Cypriniformes, Danionidae. The coding region runs from base 76 to 849 and encodes 257 amino acids. The record is from RefSeq and is a predicted model, not a curated record. The transcript is spliced from 10 exons. Gene Ontology annotation, molecular function: phospholipid scramblase activity. Gene Ontology annotation, cellular component: plasma membrane. Gene Ontology annotation, biological process: plasma membrane phospholipid scrambling.
AUCAUCCAGGUGAUUCAGGAGUCAAGCUGCUUUCUGAACAACUGGAGGCUCCAAGCUAUACACUGGACAAACUCAAUGUGGACCAUGGAGGUCACUUCAGGAUUACAGCAGGACUGCAUAAAUGUUAAAUCAAACAUGGAAUUGUCAGAGUUCACCAUGAUGAUGCCUGGCCCAGACCCAUACCACUCUGCUGACCUGGAGACCUUGACUAUGAUUGAUCAAUUUUUUGUCUACAAAGAAAGAAAUAUGGAUGAAUGUAUUGAUGAAGUGUGCUGUGGAAAAAACGCGGACAUCAGAUAUACGGUGAAGGACGACAUCGGGAACCUUGUUUUUAAUAUUCUUGAGGACUCCGAUUACUGUAGUCGGAAUAUCCACACAGGACGGUCCUUCACUAUGAAUAUUGUUAAUGACUCAAAUAAAGAGGUCAUCAGACUUGAGCAUCCGUUUAUAUGCUGCUCCUGCAGUGGCCACGAGGUGGAGGUUCAAUCUCCACCGGGUGUUCCCAUCGGACAUGUUGGACAAAACUGGCGUGUUUGUCAACCUAAAUUCACAGUGAAAAAUAAUCAACAUGAACCUGAAUUUAGGAUUGUAGGACCAUGUGUACCUCUUAGCUUCUGCGUGGAUCAGGAGUUUGAGCUGGUGUCUCUGAGUGGUUCAGUGUUCGGCAAGAUCGUGAAACCCUUCUCCUGCAGUUGCGUAAAUGUGGAUGCUGAUUUCGUGCUGCAGUUUCCAAUCAACCUGGAAGACAAAAUGAAAGCUACUCUUCUAGGGACCUGCGUGCUUAUUGACUUCGUGUAUUAUGAUCCGCCAAAACAACCUUUACUAGGUCUGCUAAGUGCGUUCAAGUGAGGCUUACGUCAGAAAGAAGACAGAAGAAGAUGAAUGACUACAGAAUGCUUGGAAAACUAUCCUCCAGUAAAAGUUGAAGAAUUAUUGUGUAUUUGACAAAAAUGGUUUUUAAUAUUCCAUCUUUUCAAAGAAGAAAAAACACCCUUUCUCCAUGUAAAUUCUGUAAAUAUUGAAGUUAAACAUUGAUGGGUCCAUCUUUUUAGCUUUAUUAACACAAUAUUAACAUAUAUAAACAAUCAAACUUUUUUUAGAAAAUAUAUUGUGAGCGGCAGUUCUGUGGGUGCAAAUGCCUUGUUGAUGCCAGAGGUCAGAGGAGAAUGGCCAGACUGGUUCCAGCUGAAAGUAAGGUAACAGUAACUUAAAUAACCACUCAUUACAACCGAAGUCUGCAGAAGAGCAUUUCUGAACACACAACACGUCCAACCUUGAGGCAGGCCGGCUACAGCAGCAGAACUGUAAGCCACUCCUGUCAGCUAAGAACAGGAAACUGAGGCUACAGUUCGCACAGGCUCACCAAAAUUGGACAUUAGAAGAUUGGAAAAACGUUUCCUGAUUUGAUAAGACUCAAUUGCUGCUGCCACAUUCGGAUGGUAGGGUCAGAAUUUGGCAUUAACAACAUGAAAGAUUGGAUCCAUCCUGCCUUGUAUCAAUAUUUCAGGCUGCUGAUGGUGUAAUGGUGUCUGGGAUAUUUUCUUGGCACACUUUGGGCCCAUUAGUACCAACUGAGCAUCGUGUCAACGCCACAGCCUACCUGAAUAUUGUUGCUGACCAUGCCCAUCUCCUUAUAACCAGUGUACCCCUCUUCCAGCAGGAUAACACGCCAUGUCAUAAAGCACGAAUCAUCUCAGACUGGUUUCUUGAACAUGACAAUGAGUUCACUGUACUCAAAUGGCCUCCACUGUCACCAGAUCUCAAUCCAAUAGAGCACCUUUGGGAUGUGAUGGAACGGGAGAUUUGCAUUAUGGAUGUGCAGCCGACAAAUCUGCAGCAACUGCGUGAUGCAAUCAUGUGGAAUUUUCCAGUACCUUGUUGAAUCUAUGCCACGAAGGAUUAAGGCAGUUCUGAAGGCAAAAGGGGGUCCUAAUAAAGUGGCCGGUGAAAAUGUUUGACAAGUUUUCGAAUUGAUUUUAAAAUCCUCAUGCUUGCCUCCUAGCCGUGCUUUACGCUCAUCUCAUCGGGUUCAGGUUGAUCUCUCAGUUUCUACCUGAAAGACCAGGGAGAUGAUGCCGAGGACGAAGGUAGGGGCAGAGCCUAUCCCCCUGGACAGGGCCAACCUGGUGGUGGUGGGGAGGAUGGUGGGUGAACAUCUGCGUCGGUACCUGCAACCAAAUGAAUGAAAUGAAUGGACAGCUUAUAUAUAUAUAUUCCAUGUGUCUCUUGGCUAUUGGUUGGAACUAAUUGUGAGUGACGUGGCAGUAGAUAUUCCUUGUGUCUCAUGGCUAUUGGUUGGAAAU